CUUUCUGGCUGCAUCUACCAACAUCGUGACCAACAAUCCACCUGCAAUACCGACUGGAUCGCCGCCAUCAUUCCUCAUAGUCUUGAACAUGAGAUUGGGCACACAGUUCAGGAGUUUUCGCUCAUGAUAUCCGGUUUUCCUUUGCUUUGUGUUGGGCCCUGCACGCGCCUGCCGCUCUGAUUUGCACCAUUCUCGCGGUCGCGUCUGCUGGCCAUUUCCUGGUGUUGAUGUUUACAUGUCUUUUCUGAAUCUUUGUCGAUACCCAUACUCAUACCUCUGCCGGUGCCGGUACCGAUACCCACGCGAACCACCCCGUCAUUGACUUGACCACAAUCACACCACACCAAGACCACAGAGGCUUGGACAGAUGCAAGAUGGGCACCGUGCGGAAUAGCCCGUUCAUGAGGCAGUCAUCGCCGUCGCCGAGGCCCCCAAGCAAUGGCAGACCGAAAUCCGCACUCUUCCCCUCGCCCAUGUCGCCUCCUUCUACCUCGUCGACCCCCUCCGCGCCCGGGCAUGUUCGUGGGCAAUCCCUGGGCACAACACUCAGUCCAGGCAACAGCGACAUCAGGAAAGGCCAUGUGCGGAAUGCGUCCAAGGGGGACACCCCACAGUCCAACACUUUCGCUCCCUCUUUCAUCAAAAGCGACGAGAUGAGGCAGAGAUCCGAUGUCGUCGACGGCAUAGAGGGCGAAAACGACUUCUCCGGGAAGCGAUAUGUCUGGCUUAAGGACCCCCAAACGGCUUUCGUCAGAGGAUGGGUCGUCGAGGAUCUCGGGGGCAAUCGCAUAUUGGUCCAGUGUGAUGAUGGAAGCCAACGCGAGGUCGAUGCCGAGAGCGCAGACAAGGUCAAUCCAGCGAAAUUCGACAAGGCCAGCGACAUGGCUGAGCUGACCCACCUGAAUGAGGCGUCUGUCGUACACAACCUCCACAUGAGGUACCAGUCUGACCUGAUCUACACCUACUCCGGUCUCUUCCUGGUGACGGUCAACCCAUACUGUCCCAUACCCAUAUACACCAACGAAUAUGUCAACAUGUAUAAAGGCCGAAAUCGGGAGGAUACGAAACCCCACAUCUUUGCUAUCGCUGACGAGGCAUUUCGCAACCUCGUAGACGAGGGGGAGAAUCAAAGCGUCCUUGUCACGGGAGAGUCUGGCGCCGGAAAGACCGAGAACACCAAGAAAGUCAUUCAAUACCUCGCCGCCGUUGCGCCCUCGGAAUCAUCGUCCAGGAAUCGAGGCCAGCAGUCGAACCUAUCGGCGCAGAUCCUACGCGCCAACCCUAUACUGGAAGCGUUCGGCAAUGCGCAAACAGUGAGGAACAACAAUUCGUCCAGAUUUGGCAAGUUCAUCCGCAUAGAGUUCUCCCGGAAUGGAAUGAUCGCAGGCGCCUUCAUCGACUGGUACCUUCUCGAGAAAUCCCGUGUAGUUCGCAUCAACCCUAAUGAGCGGAACUACCACGUCUUCUACCAAUUGCUCAAGGGGGGCAACAAGCAGUUGAAGCAAGAAUUUCUGAUCGAUGGUCUCGAUGUCGAUGACUUCGCCUAUACUCGUGAGGGCCAGGACACUAUCGCAGGUGUUUCUGAUCGCGAGGAAUGGGACGCUUUGAUGGAAGCUUUUGAUGUGAUGGGCUUCUCUGACAAAGAACAGAGCUCUGUACUCCGGACAGUGGCUGCCGUCCUGCAUCUGGGAAACAUCACCGUGAUGAACGAGAGCCGCACGACAGAUCAGGCUCGACUUGCGGCAGACGCUAAGCAGGUGGCAGAACGCGUUUGCAAGCUCUUGGGCAUCCCGUUGGAGCCUUUCCUUCAGGGCUUGCUCCACCCCAAAGUGAAGGCUGGGCGUGAGUGGGUUGAAAAAGUACAGACUCCUGAGCAAGUUCGGCUUGGUCUCGACGCCCUAUCAAAAGGCAUUUACGAACGAGGUUUCGGUGACCUGGUCACAAGAAUUAACCGACAGCUAGACCGAACAGGAAUGGGAAUGGACGAGUCCCACUUCAUUGGUGUUCUAGAUAUUGCAGGUUUCGAGAUUUUCGAAGAGAACAGCUUCGAACAGCUUUGCAUCAAUUAUACCAACGAGAAACUGCAACAGUUCUUCAAUCACCACAUGUUCGUUCUCGAGCAAGAGGAAUACGCUCGCGAACAGAUCGAGUGGCAGUUCAUUGAUUUCGGUCGGGAUUUGCAACCAACCAUCGACCUGAUUGAGCUUCCCAACCCCAUUGGCGUUUUCUCCUGCCUCGACGAAGAUUGUGUGAUGCCAAAGGCAACGGACAAGACCUUCACGGAGAAACUGCAUUCGUUGUGGGACAAGAAGUCCAACAAAUACCGAGCGUCAAGACUUCGGAACGGAUUCGUUCUGACGCAUUAUGCAGCCGAGGUGGAAUACUCUACAGAGGGCUGGCUGGAGAAAAACAAGGAUCCUUUGAACGACAACAUCACGCGUUUACUGGCGGCCUCCACAGACAAGCAUGUCGCGAACUUAUUUGCCGAUUGUGCAGAUCAUGACGAUGAGGCAAUCGCUGUCCGAAGCAGAGUGAAAAAGGGCUUGUUCCGCACGGUGGCCCAGAGGCACAAGGAGCAGCUGUCAAGCCUGAUGGCUCAGUUACAUUCGACACACCCCCACUUCGUCCGUUGUAUUCUUCCCAAUCACAAGAAGAAGCCAAAGCAAUUCAAUAAUCUUCUUGUCUUGGACCAGCUGAGAUGCAACGGUGUCUUGGAAGGCAUCCGAAUAGCACGUACCGGUUUCCCCAACCGACUUCCCUUUGCCGAGUUCCGUGCGCGUUAUGAGGUCCUGUGCAAGGACAUGCCCAAGGGUUAUCUGGAGGGUCAGGCAGCUGCCACCAUGAUGCUAGAGAAGUUAAAGAUGGACAGAGCUCUAUACCGAGUCGGGUUGACCAAGGUCUUCUUCAGAGCUGGCGUACUUGCGGAGCUUGAAGAACGGCGAGACGCACUCAUCUCCGACAUCAUGGCACGAUUCCAAGCCGUUGCUCGUGGCUUUUCCGCAAGGAGACUGGCCUACAAACGCCUGUAUCGCACCGAGGCGACCAGAGUCAUCCAGCAGAACUUCAGGGUCUAUCUUGACCUCUGCCAAAACCCUUGGUGGCAGCUUAUUGUGAAAAUGAAACCUUUGCUUGGCGCAACUCGGACUGCGACGGAGGUAAAGAAGCGAGACGAGAUGAUCCGUCAGCUCCACGAUCAAAUGCAGCAGGAGUCGGCCAAUCGGCAGAAGCUCGAGGAGGAUCGACGCAACGUUCACACGGAGAUGAUGCGCAUUCAGCAAACACUGGAGAGCGAGCGCGCCCUCGCCCUAGACAAAGAGGAAAUCUUCAAGCGCCUUCAGCAGCGUGAGGCUGAAUUGGAGGAUAAGCUUGCCGGCGCUAUUGAGGAUGCUGAGAAGCUCGAGGAUGAGCUGGACGAUCUGAUUGAAGCGAAGAAGAGAGCUGAGGAGGACGUCGAGAGGUUCCGCAGCCAAUUGGAACAGGCUGCCUCCUUGAUCGGCCGUUUGGAAGAAGAGAAGACCGAACUGGCCGGACGCAUAUCGGACCUUGAGCGCGCCAUCGAAGACAUUUCGAACAGCCAGCAUGAGCGAACCGAGCAGGAAGCCGCCAUGGAGGAUGAGAUCCAGAUGCUUCAGAGCCAGCUCGCACUGAAGGACAGGAAAGCACGCGAUUUGGAGGGCAAGCUCCUCGAGAUUGACCAAGAUGCCGAGGUGAAGCUCCACAAGGCUGAGAAGGAGCUGCAGUCCUACAGGGCCAAACAGCAGCAACUUAUGGCCGAGAAUCGGGAUGCCCAACAGCAGCUUUCGGCCCUGUCCAAGACUACAACGGAUUAUGAGGAGCUAGUGCGCAAGAAAGAGAGCGAAUUGGCUGUACUCCGAGGGGACAACAAGAAGUACGAAAUGGAAAGGAGAACUUUCGAGGACCAGCGUAAAACUCUUGCUGCCGAGAAAGACAAGGCAUCCACCCGAUUACGGGACGUGCAAGCUCAGCUCGACGCGCUUAAGGCUCAGCAGUCGCAGGUCCAGAGAGAAGCUGAAGAUGCAAAGAAACUCUUGCAGGCCAGGCUUUCUGAAGACAGCCAAGCUAAUCAGAACAGACAAGUGUUGGAGUCCCAGAUCAAGGACCUCAAGGAUGAACUGUACGAGGCUCAAAUGGAACUUAGUAGGGAGCGGCAGUCCCGUGACGAUGUCCUUCUACUUAGCGAGCACAAGUACAACGAGCUUCAAGAGGAGUACGACCAGCUUAACGAAGCCAAGAUCGUGAUCGAGAAGGAAUUGUACGCGGCGCAGGAUACCUUGAGACGCGCAAUCGAUGCUCGGGCCACGGCCGAGAAAGAACGUGAUGAUGCGCGGCAAGAAAUUCGCAAGCUCAGAGCUGCUUACAGUCAGGCGGAGGAGGCGAGACGCGAGGCUGAGAUUGCUGGCGAGCGUGCCGCCUCCAAGCUCGCCCGAGAACGGGAGGCCAGCUUGCGAAAGGACUUGGACGCAGCUCAAGACCGACUGAAGUGGUUUGAGGAUGAAUGUGCGAAGCUGAAUCAUCAGGUCGAGGACCUGAAUAAGCUGAUACUGUCCUCUGGAGAAUUUGGCUUGAAGAAUGACCAGGCGAAGGAGCGAAUGGAGAGAGAGCUCCAUACCGUGAAGAGUCGUCUAGCAGCGUCUGAAAAUGACAACCGCGCCCUGCUCAACAAGCUUCAGCAAAAGGGUCUGGAGAUUGCUCGAUCCAGCUCGAGAGCGAGUGAGGCUUCUCGCGGACAGGUCAAUGUUCUCCAGCGCGAAAAGGCCCGGCUGGAGGAACUCAACACCAAGCUCAACAAGCAGCUCGGGGAGUCGCAAAUGAACUCUGCAGCUUUGGAAAAGAAACUUGAGAAAGCUCAGCUCAACCUCGAGGACCUCAAUCAUGAGUUCCAGCGCGAAGUCAAGGCUAACCGCAAUGCCGAGAAAUCGACGUCAAAUUUCAACGUUCAACUGGCGGAGGCGAAUCGGAACGUCGAGUCCGAGAGGCAAAUGAGGACUCAAGCCCAGGGCACCAUCCGGACGCUCCAAGCAACAAUUGAUUCUCGUGAUAAGGAGUUGCAAGAGCUCCGCUCCCAAAUGCUGCAAGCCCUCAAGGUUGUCGACCCCGAGUCCGCGCCCCCAGCCCAGGUAGAUGGAGCUACUGAGCGCGUCUUCAGUGAGAAGUAUGACCUGGUCAGGAAAAUCGAAGACCUCCAACAGAAGCUCAGAGUGCAGACGGCCGCAAGAUCUAGUGCGGAGUCUCAGCUGGCUGAGUUCCGGGCUGGACGAAUGUCACCUGAGCGGCCACGCCUCGGCGAAAUUGACCUGAACGAGGCACCUUUUGACAUGUCGCCUUCCUACCGAAAGUCAAAGACCAAUGGACGCAAGCUCUCGAAUUCAUCAACCCCAUCGCGGCGUUUUACCAAUGACGGCGAGCCAGGCAGUGACUCGGUUCGCUCUGAGAAGACUGCUGACAUCUUGAGCUUCAAUAACCGCAUGGACCUCAAGGCCGAGAUUGAAGAGCUUCAAAACCAGCUGCAAAUCACCCAGAUGCAGAAUCGUCACCUACAGAGCCAGCUCGAGCGCUCAGGCACAGGCCUCCCUGAGUACGACGGGGAGGCCUCGUCGCUCCAGCGGGUCAAGAAGCUCGAGGAGGCCAAUGGUCGUCUUCACAGUCUACUGGAUGAUUCUUCCAAGAAGGUGUCUGCUUUGGAGAAAGCUCUCCGUACUGGUGAACUGUCCCUCCGCGACAUCCAGACUAAAUCACACGAGGAGAUUCUUGACUUGCUGAACAACACAGAAGAGUCCAGGCGGUCGCUCCUACACAGCCAUAGGGAUGCGGUUGCAGAGCUAACGGACGUCAAGGCGCACUAUGACAAGCUCAGGCACGACCGCGCCACGCUCGAAGUCGAUCUGCGCGAUGCCAGGGGUGACCUGCAGGAGAUGACGCAGGCCCGAGAGCAGGAGGCAGCAAGCCGCAACCAACUUCUGCAGGAGUUUUCUGACCUCCAGAUAAGAUUGGACGCAGAAACCUCCAAGCUUGCUGAUGUGACGGCCAGUCUGAACCUAUACAAGAGCCGCGCGGACGAGUACUUCAGUAAACUAGAACAGGCCGAGAUUGCGGUUCUCAAAGCGAAUCGGGCCGAACAGUUCGCAAAGUCCCAGGCCAAGGAGGCCGAAGACACGUAUGCUGAGGUCAUGGCAGAGCGCAAGAAGAUGGACCAGGCUGUUGAAGACCUGCAGCGUCAAAAUCAACGACUGGAGGAGAAGGUCGAGGACAUGUCCACGGACCUGGAAGCUGCGACGCAGGCGAAAAAGAGGCUACAACAUGAGCUCGAGGAUUACCGGAACCAGCGCGCUAACGACAUCGAGGAUACCGAGUCCAGCUUGGAGCAGACCCGUAAGAAGUACCAAGCAGAGUUUGCCACACUCACCAAGGAGCUUGACCUUGCCCGGGAGGAGAAGCUCUUCAAGCAGGCGGAAAUUACCCGCCUGCGCGAGGAGCUUGACGAGCUUCGGUCCAAGUGGGACGAUGAAGUCCUUAACAGCUCCACCUGGUCCAAGGAGAAGUCGCGGCUUGAAGCCACGCUUGCGGACGUGUCUGCCUCUCGCGAAGAGGCAGUCAACGCGCACAAUGAGGCACAGGGCAAAAUUGUCAACCUGCUUUCACAGGUGCGGUCGCUGCGGUCCUCGGUUGAUGAAGUCACUGGCGAACGGGACGCGCUGUUCCGGGAGAAGCGAAGCAUCGAAGCCAGGCUAGAGGAAGCCAAGGCUGGCCUGGAAGAACUCACAAAGGGCGAGAGCCCGUCGCUUCGGGACGCAGCAAGCAUCGACAAAGAGAUCCUCGAGCUCAAAUCGAGUCUUGCGAAACAAGAGGACGUCGCUGCGGCAGCCGUGGAGAAGAUGCGCCGGGCUGAGGCUCUGGCGUCCGAGGUGCAGAAGGACAUUCUGGUUGAGCGUGAGUCAAGCGUGCAGCUGUCCAAGGACAAGGCUGCACUUGAAAAGACGCUCAACGAGGUCCAAGUCAGGCUUGUGGACCUUGAGACCAAGGGCUACUCGAGCGCGAGCCAGGAUAUCAAGUUCCUGCACAAACGCAUCCAAGAGCUCGAGAACCAGCUUGAAGAGCAAGAGGACAGCCGUGCCAAAUCGCAGCGGUCCAACCGCAAUGUGGAUCGCACGGUCAAGGACCUCCAGGGCCAGAUCGACCGCAAGGACAAGCAGAACACGCAGAUGCAGGAGGAUCUGGCCCGGAUGCGGGACAAGAUCGACAAGCUCCUGAAGACAAUCGACGAGCUACAGUCGUCCGAGUCGGCCAACCAGCUGCAGGCACGGCGGGCGGAGCGCGAGCUGAGGAGCGAGCAAGAAAAGGCGGCCAGACUGGAGCGGGAGCUCGAGAGCUGGAAGACGCUCCGGUCGGAGAAAGGCUCUGUCCUAGGCAGCGUGGCCGGAAGCGUGAUGAGCGGGCGUGGUGGCAUGACAAGAUCAGGGACGCUGGCGACGAUGAGGAGCUCGGGGCUGGCGAGCGUGGCGGACGAGGACGAAAGCGCGGAAAGCCAUGUGAUGAUUCCCGAGAGGAAGAGCAGCAUUAGUCGUGUGCCAAGCCUGACGAAGGGAUUCUUGUAGGGGGGAUGUGAUCCUCGGGACUCGGAAUGAUCAAGGCACAAGGAGAUAGGAGGGCCGAGAAGAUUAGCAUUUCAUGUGGUUGGCGUUUAAUGUUUGCUCGUCGUAUCAUUCAUGUGGCAUAAUACCUCUUGGCGAAGGACGGAAUGGCUGUUGUAACCUCGGGAGCAGUUGGGUUCGGUUUGGGUUUUUUUUUCCGUCUCUUUCUUUUCUUUCUUAUUGGCAUGGGUUGGGCGACAGCAUAAUGAGUUGAGUGUACGCAGCAGGUAUGGUGGCGGGGCUCGUGGGAAGGGGGGCGCGGACUGGAAGCUCUCGUCAAGUCGGUUAAAUAUUUAUAUAAUCAACUGGCUAUGUCAAGACACUUGAAAAGGAAGUCGGCCUUGAUAUUUGGUGCUUUCUUAAUGUGUUGUUGACUCGGCGGGGGCAGGCAUCGCGGGUAUUGAUCAGCUAUGGGGCCGUCAUGGAAGGUUGACUCGAGGUCGGCCACAAUAUUGUCACGCCCGUCAGUGCGAAGAAAGGCGAAGCUCGGAGCAAUUCAGCCGAUGCUUGAUGUUCCUAGCAUCAUGCGGUUUGAAGUUGUCGACGCGUCCAGAACACCAACCAGGGAGAUUGCACGGCAAGCACGGGCAUUGCAGUAGUGCGCGACUUGGUGUUGGUUUACACUAGAGGCAGAUCCCGUGCGAGAGUUUAG
Messenger RNA from Diaporthe batatas, 8301 nucleotides. RefSeq names its product myosin 1. The record is from RefSeq and is a predicted model, not a curated record. Gene Ontology annotation, molecular function: actin filament binding; cytoskeletal motor activity; ATP binding. The transcript has 3 exons. Gene Ontology annotation, cellular component: myosin complex. NCBI's taxonomy places the organism in Eukaryota, Fungi, Ascomycota, Sordariomycetes, Diaporthales, Diaporthaceae. Bases 375 to 7613 code for a protein of 2412 amino acids.